This is a messenger RNA of Solanum dulcamara, 2166 nucleotides long. RefSeq names its product metal transporter Nramp3-like. Bases 193 to 1725 code for a protein of 510 amino acids. Lineage: Eukaryota; Viridiplantae; Streptophyta; Magnoliopsida; Solanales; Solanaceae. Gene Ontology annotation, biological process: positive regulation of reactive oxygen species metabolic process; defense response to bacterium; metal ion transport. The transcript has 4 exons. The record is from RefSeq and is a predicted model, not a curated record. Gene Ontology annotation, cellular component: vacuolar membrane. Gene Ontology annotation, molecular function: cadmium ion transmembrane transporter activity; manganese ion transmembrane transporter activity.
AAAAAGCAAAAGGUAGCGUGAUGAUAUUUGUCACAGCGUCUUAUCGUCUGAAAAGAAAAAACGAGAAAAGAUAAAUACUUCACUAUAAAGACCAUCACUUCCUUACAGACCGAACCCACCCGUAACUUUUAACCGCAAAAUCUUCUUCACCCGUUUCUCUUUUCUUCUCUGCUGUGUAAUAAAAAUAAAUAAAUGCUUCCACAUGAUGAUGAACAACACCAGCGAUUACUCGAUUCCAACGAGGAAGAAUCAGCCUAUGAAUUUUCCGACAAAGUCCAUAUUAUCGGAGUCGACGAAGAACCCGAUGAUGAAGAUUUCACCAAAGCUCCUCCUUUUUCCUGGAAAAAGCUAUGGUCUUUUACUGGGCCGGGUUUCUUGAUGAGUAUAGCCUUUUUGGAUCCGGGUAAUCUUGAAGGAGAUCUUCAGGCAGGGGCUAUCGCUGGGUAUUCUCUGUUAUGGCUACUCUUUUGGGCUACGGCUAUGGGACUACUUGUUCAGCUUUUAGCGGCUCGUUUGGGAGUGGCUACCUCUAGACAUUUGGCUGAGCUUUGUAGGGAUGAGUAUCCUAAAUGGGCUAGAUUGCUUUUGUGGAUCAUGACUGAAUUGGCUCUAAUUGGGGCUGAUAUUCAGGAGGUUAUUGGAAGUGCUAUUGCUAUAAAGAUUUUGAGUCGAGGGUUCUUGCCUCUCUGGUCUGGUGUCGUCAUCACUGCUCUCGAUUGCUUUGUAUUCUUAUUUCUUGAGAAUUAUGGAGUGAGGAAGCUGGAAGCACUCUUUGCCGUCCUUAUUGCAGUUAUGGCGGUCUCAUUUGCGUGGAUGUUUGGAGAAACGAAACCUAAUGGAGUUGAACUUCUUGUUGGUGUGGUGGUUCCAAAACUGAGCUCCAAGACAAUAAAGCAGGCAGUGGGAAUUGUAGGGUGUGUUAUCAUGCCUCACAAUGUGUUUCUACAUUCUGCUCUAGUGCAGUCUAGAGACAUUGACAACCGUAAGGUUGGCAGAGUUCGAGAAGCACUUAAAUACUACUCCAUAGAGUCGACAAUUGCCUUGGCAAUUUCAUUCAUUAUCAAUCUGUUUGUUACAACAGUGUUCGCAAAGUCAUUUUAUGGUAGUGAAAUAGCCAAUAGCAUUGGCCUAGAAAAUGCUGGUCAAUAUCUUCAGGAAAAGUAUGGUGGGGGAUCGUUCCCCAUCCUUUAUAUUUGGGCUAUUGGAUUGUUGGCUGCUGGACAGAGUAGUACUAUAACUGGUACUUAUGCUGGACAAUUUAUUAUGGGAGGUUUUCUACAUAUGAGGUUGAAAAAAUGGCAGAGAGCGUUAAUAACAAGAAGUUGUGCUAUCCUCCCAACUCUGAUGGUUGCUCUUGCUUUUGACACCUCUGAGAAAUCAUUAGAUGUUCUCAACGAGUGGCUCAAUGUUCUUCAGUCUGUCCAAAUCCCUUUUGCCCUGAUCCCCCUUCUUUGUCUUGUAUCCAGAGAAGAAAUCAUGGGUGUUUUCAAGAUUGGCUCUACUGUGAAGGUGAUAUCAUGGCUAGUUGCUGUGCUGGUUAUGCUGAUUAAUGGCUAUCUUUUGAUGGACACCUUAUCUUCUGCAGUCAGUGGUGUGUUGUUUACAUCUGUUGUAAUUGCAUUUACGGGUGCAUACAUUGCCUUCAUUGUUUACCUCAUUUCAUGUGGAGUUACCUUCUCCAAUUGGUUUGUAAAAAACAAGAGUAUCUCGAGCAUAGAUAAUUGAUAUAUGUUAUUACCAGAAAGCUGAGAUCAUGUUGUACCCUUUUAGCCCGUGCUUAAAUAUUUACACUUUAUACAAGCCAUUGCUCUAUGAAGCAUUAAGCUGUAAUCAACCAGGCUGACAGUGUGAUUGCAGCUCAAUUGGGUAUUUGUAUAUCAUUGAUCAAUGGUUACAUUUUUUUUUACCAACAAGGAAAAGGAAAAGAAUGUACACUAGCCUUUUGGUUUGGACUAUGCUGUAUGUGUUUGGAGUUGCUGUGAUUACAUCCCAUGUUGUUGGGUAUGCUUAACUGAGACAGUGAGUGUAGUUAGUAAUUAGUAGCACGUGCAUUGGGAAAAUUAGUUAGAGCUUGUAAUAAUUCCUUCUUAUUAAAUAGGCCAACACUUGUAUUGAUCCGGCAGUUUUAGAUUUUGAUGGAAAAUAAACACUCCUCUGCUCAUCUCA